Messenger RNA from Oncorhynchus masou masou (cherry salmon), 3287 nucleotides. It is a transcript of the gene cavin4a, whose product is annotated as caveolae associated protein 4a. The coding region runs from base 284 to 1363 and encodes 359 amino acids. Gene Ontology annotation, cellular component: cytoplasm; caveola. Gene Ontology annotation, biological process: regulation of gene expression. The record is from RefSeq and is a predicted model, not a curated record. The transcript has 2 exons. Lineage: Eukaryota; Metazoa; Chordata; Actinopteri; Salmoniformes; Salmonidae.
UAGUUCCACUCUUGAUCCUGCAGCCUAUUCUAAAAGGGUAGGAGAAGUCUGCUUCCUUCUUUUGCACCAGACCUGAGUUGGGUCACUGUGGUAGGUAGUCACGUCUCUGGUCUCUUAGUCGGUGGUACCUCAAUGGUCUUGGAGCUAGCCAAAUAAACCCACGUCCAACCAGAUAUCCUCAAGUUCUCUGCACUUGCAUCAAAGAUUCAGCACUUCAGUGUUGUUUACUCGGCUUCUUCACCCAACAUCCAAGUUUCCCUAUCGCUGUUCGAGGAACGCUUCCAUGGAUCAGUCAAAGUACCGCAUGGCCGGCGUGCAGGACAAGCUGGAGGUGCUGGGGGUGGAGGAUGAUGCGGGCAAUCCCAUCAGCGCCCUGACCAUCCUGUCGCUGCUGGAGCGUGUGGCAGGCAUCAUCGACAACGUCCAGGCUGGCCAGCAGCGCAUGGAGGAGCAGCAACUGGACCUGGAGACCAACAUCAAGACCAUCCAGGGUGAUGUCCUGAAGCUAGCCAAAGACCACACCACCACCAGUGGCACCGUGGAGAAGUUGCUCCAGAAGACGCGUAAGGUCAGCUCCAAUGUCAAGGAGGUGCGCACGCGGGUGGAGAAGCAGAACUUGCGUGUCAAGAAGGUGGAGACCACACAGGAGGAGCUGCUGACCAGAAACAAGUUCCGGGUCAUCAUUUAUCAGGGGGAACAUGAGAUCCCUUCGGUGGCCGUGACAAAGACCCCAAAAGGAGCUGUUGGUAUGGAGGGGUUGGUGAUCGAGCCAGACACCUACGAUGUCCCCGGGGACAUCUCCUCAGAUGAGGAAUACAUGACAGUGGACGAGACUGAAGGAGGAUCCAGAACUGCCCGCUUGAAGGCGUCAGGCAUGAAGGGCAUUGAAAGCAUCAAGCAGGCCUUCUCCAAGGAGACCAUGACCAAGACCAAGGACAACUUGGGCACCAAGUUCCACAACAUGGGCGAGAAAAUGGUGCCCCCCGAAAGACGGGAGAAGAUGCACCAGGCCAGCGAGCGCAUCAAGCACUCUGGCGAGAGGCUGAAGGAGAACAUCGCCAAGAAGGCCCCCACCAAGGAGUCCUUCCGCAUCAAGCUGAAGAAGGAGAGGACCGUGGCCGAGGGCCAGGAGGGAGCUGAGGCUGACGAGGAGGUCGAUGAGGCGGUGACCCCAGCCAAGGGAAGAAAAAGCCCGGAAGUCAGUAAAACCCCAGUAGUAACCUACACGGAGGUUGUAACGGAAAGGGAAACCAAGAGGGAGGGUCCCGUGGAGGAGCCGGCCGCCAUCCGGAUAGGGGAGGUAGGGAAAUUCACUGUGGAGGCAGUGGAAGAGGGCAAGGAGGACGAAUACGACAGGAAGUAGAUCUCCAGCAUGUUGCCGCAACACAACGAGAAGUCACCAAAAUAGGAAGUGAAGCCGGGUAGGAAGAGAGCUUGCGGUGUCUUUCAAGAGAGAUGGUCUGUGACGAAUCAACAUUGACGACAGACAAUUUACAUUAUCAAUCCGUUUAAAAAUCAAAGAGAUACUUCUGUUGAAUAUGCAGUACCAGCCAAAAGUUUGGACACGACUAUUCAUUCAAAGGUUUUUCUUUAUUUUUUACAAUUUUCUACAUUGUAGAAUAAUAGUGAAGACAUCGAAACAAUGAAAUAACAUAUAUAAAUUAUGUGAAAGUGGUUGAGAGAAUGCCCGGAGUGUGCAAAGCUGUCAUCAAGGAAAAGGGUGGCUACUUUGAAGAAUCUCAAAUAUAUAUUUUGAUUUGUUUAACACUUUUUUGGUUACUACAUGAUUCAAUAUGUGUUAUUCCAUAGUUUUGAUGUCUUCACUAUUAUUCUACAAUGUAGAAAAUAGUAAAGAUAAAGAAAAAUCCUUGAAUGAGUAGGUGUGUCCACACUUUUGACUGGUACUGACCAGUCGACAGAGGAAAAAGUUCUGUGACUGACCUGAAUGUGUUUCUGGGGAGUCAGAUGUUGGUAGGUUAGUGACCCGCUGUCACGUGUCAUUGAAAUGGGCUGUUAUUAUUUUCAACUUUGGAAUGAUUUUUAACGAUAUGGGUUGUAAAAUGUACGUGGACACAUUCACACAAGAACACAGAGAAAUGUGUAAAAUGUAACAUUAACAUGGAAAGACAUAUUGGGAUGAAUUCAGGUCAGGGGUUGUUUGGGGCAACAGUACAUAAGUAUUGGGCACAUUGGUAACUACUGUACAUGAACUGCUAUGUUGCUUUUGGCGUUACAGUUAAGUACACACAAAAACAAAUUGUUCCCAGAUGUUUGGUUGCUAAUCGAUUUCUUUGACUAGUCAAGAAAAAAUGCUCGCAAGUUAGAAAUUAAUGGGAAAAGAGUUUAACUGAAAGGAGAAAAGAGAGAUUGCAAGGUACCUUUGAGGUGAUUCUGAAGGUUGAGGAAGUUUGCGUAUGAUAUUGAUCUUGAAUCCGAAUGUAAAAUGUUGUACAUAGCAUAACCGUAAUCAUGAUAUUGGUCAACACAGAUCUCAGCUGGCCUCUGAAGAGUUUGAAAAAGUCAAGCUAUACAGAUAUAAAACUACUGUAUAUACAUAUGAAUGACAGAUUGGGUUCUGUGAGUUUCAAAAUCCAACAAGGAUUGGCCAGUUGGUUACAAUGGGUUCAAUGGCAAGGUUACAGACAAGAUGCAGUAGGUAACUUUUAAUUUAGCCAUUAACAAGCAGACGCAUCGUAAUAACAGUUGAAGAUUAUGUUGAAUCAAAAUGUAUCCAUAUGGUCGAAAAGCACACUAACUAUUUAGCCUGGAAUAAAAUGCAUUUCUAUUACAAGAGGUCAUGCAAAGCUUGAGAGUUAAAUGUCAUCUUUCAACUGAACUAUGGGCUGUGAAUUGAAUUUGGUCUGAAGAUAACUAGAUCGUAGUGUGUAUGAUUGUGUAGUGUACUAGUGUUAGGAAAAUUAAAAUAUAUAUUUGAGGAAAGCAUUAAGUCAUGUAAAUGGCUUUAGGGGUACCUGUAACAUUUAUUUAUUAGAAUAUAUAGAAUAUAUAUAUAUAUAUAUAUGUAGAAGGUUUAGAUCAUUUAUGGCACUAGAAGGUUUUGAGCACGGAUGUAAUUCUGUGCAACAAUAUAAGGACUUUGACAGAAAAGGUGUAUAAAGAUUACAAAGCAACCUAAUAUUUCAAAGUCAUUUUUUUCUGAAUACAGUUUACAGCAUGUUUAUGCCCUUCUUUUGAUCAACGAGAGGUGCAUUGCUUUCAUUUGUUAUGCUAAUAAUGGCAUCAACUAUCCAAAGGGCAAUGUACAUUCUGCUGUGCUCACAUAUCUG